GAGCCGGCCGGCGGUGGGGAUGUGGCAGGGGCCGGCGGGCGCGGGGCAGCUCAACGCCCUGCCCGACCACUCGCCGCUGGUGCGCAGCGCCGUGGCCGAGCUGCGGCGGCGGGCGGAGGCUGAGCCCGACCAGCGCUGGCCGCAGCCCCUCGAAGACUCCUUCCUGCUGAGGUUCCUGCGCGCCAGAGAUUUCCACCUGGACCUGGCCUGGAGGUUACUGAAGAAUUAUCAGAAGUGGAGAAUUGAAUGCCCAGAAAUAAGUGCAGACUUAAACCCAGCUUCUAUUCUUGGUCUUUUGCAAGCUGGCUAUCAUGGAGUCCUGAGACAGAGGGACCCUCAUGGAAGCAAAGUUCUAAUCUACAGAAUUGCACAAUGGGACCCCAAGUUGUUUACAGCCUACGACGUGUUCCGUGUAAGUCUCAUCACAUCCGAGCUCAUUGUCAAGGAGAUUGAGACUCAGCGGAAUGGAGUCAAGGCUAUCUUUGAUCUUCAAGGCUGGAGAAUUGCUCAUGCAUUUCAAAUCAGUCCAGCAGUGGCCAAGAAAAUUGCUGCUGUGCUCACAGAUUCCUUUCCACUGAAAGUCCGAGGUAUCCACUUGAUCAAUGAGCCUUUAUUCUUCCACCCGGUUUUCGCUCUAAUUAAGCCUUUUCUCACUGAGAAAAUAAAGGCACGGGUGCAUAUGCAUGGAAGUAACUACACACAGACCCUGAGUGAGCACUUCCCAGUCAGCAUGCUCCCACAGGAAUAUGGUGGGGAGGAAGUCUCCAUGGAAGAGCUGGCCAAGGAAUGGACUGACUUUAUAAUGGGCUCUGCAGAUUAUCUGCAGAGCAUUUCUCUGGUUGCCCAGAAAUAACCUUCUCAGAGUGUUCUGUCAAUCCUUGAAUAUAACCUUGAAACCAAUAAGUCUCUGCAGAGCACUGGGUAGUACAGUGACUGCACUUCUAUCCUAACUGGAGUCCAGAUGAGGAGGUUGAUUAAUUCCACAUAUCUGUAUUAUGGUUUGUAAUUAACUUGGGUGCCAAAAAUUGUGUUGGCUAUCAGAGACUAAUACUGCUCCUGUUGAGUCUGUGGAGACAGCUCAUCUGUCACUGCAGUCCAGAGCCUUAGCUCUUGUGUCUUGUCAUGAUAAUAGGAUGCACAAAAAGCUGAACAGGGUAGACUGGUUUGUACUGGAAGUGUGACUGCAGGGCUAAUUCACAAGGAGUGAAAGGAGGCUGCUUUUUGGAUUGAUUCUCAGGGAAAAAAAAGGCUGUUUGGUGAGUUUGUGGCAAACUGCAAAUGAUUCAGCAGUAGUGAGCCAUUGGUGUUAAUCUUCCUGCUGCUUAUGCAGCUUCCCUUCUUGUGCUAAUUAACAGUAUUCUGAUAGAGGAAGACUGGGAAAACGCCAUGUACUUGUGCUUCAAAGGACAGUAUGCAUCAGGAGGAGGAGCUGGAAGGAGAGUCAAAACCUUAACAUGCUGAUUUUCUUCCCAGCAAUACUGUCUAUGGACAAGCUCUUAAGCAGCUCAGAUGAUGUUCAACUUUAAUUCCUCCUGUAGAGCACUGCAGAGGCUGAGAGCUCUUACACCUUUACAGUAUCUGUUCUGGAAG
Messenger RNA from Dryobates pubescens (Downy woodpecker), 1590 nucleotides. It is a transcript of the gene TTPA, whose product is annotated as alpha tocopherol transfer protein. Gene Ontology annotation, cellular component: membrane. The coding region runs from base 20 to 853 and encodes 277 amino acids. The transcript is spliced from 5 exons. Gene Ontology annotation, molecular function: phosphatidylinositol bisphosphate binding. Lineage: Eukaryota; Metazoa; Chordata; Aves; Piciformes; Picidae. The record is from RefSeq and is a predicted model, not a curated record.